CCCGGGCCCCGGCUCCGGCGCCGUCCCUCCUCCAGGGCCGGGCGCCGCGGCCCCGGCAUGAGGAGCGGGCGAUGAUCCCUGCCAACGCCUCCGCCAGGAAGGGCCCAGAGGGGAAGUACCCACUGCACUACCUCGUGUGGCACAACCGCCACCGCGAGCUGGAGAAGGAGAUCCGCGUCGGCCAGGUGGACAUCGAACAGCUGGAUCCCCGUGGCCGGACUCCCUUGCACCUGGCGACCACACUGGGGCACCUGGAGUGUGCCCGUGUGCUCUUGGCACAUGGUGCUGACGUGGGCAGGGAGAAUCGCAGUGGCUGGACAGUACUUCAGGAGGCUGUGAGUACCCGGGACCUGGAGCUGGUGCAGCUGGUGCUGAGGUACCGGGACUACCAGCGGGUGGUGAAGCGGCUGGCAGGCAUCCCUGUGCUCCUGGAGAAGCUGCGAAAGGCCCAGGACUUCUAUGUGGAGAUGAAAUGGGAAUUCACUAGCUGGGUGCCCCUGGUGUCCAAGAUCUGCCCUAGUGACACCUACAAAGUGUGGAAGAGCGGGCAGAACUUGAGGGUAGACACUACGCUCCUGGGCUUUGACCAUAUGACAUGGCAGCGAGGGAACCGCAGCUUCAUCUUCAGGGGCCAAGACACGAGUGCUGUGGUCAUGGAGAUUGACCACGACCGCCGGGUGGUGUAUACAGAGACUCUGGCGUUGGCUGGGCAGGACCGGGAGCUACUGUUGGCUGCUGCCCAGCCCACCGAGGAGCAGGUGCUGAGCCGGCUCACCGCACCUGUCGUUACCACACAGCUUGACACCAAGAACAUCUCCUUUGAGAGGAAUAAGACUGGCAUUCUGGGCUGGCGCAGUGAGAAGACAGAGAUGGUGAAUGGGUAUGAAGCAAAGGUAUAUGGGGCAUCCAAUGUGGAGCUCAUCACCCGGACCCGGACAGAGCAUCUUUCAGAACAGCACAAGGGCAAGGUCAAAGGCUGUAAGACACCUCUUCAGUCCUUCCUGGGAAUUGCUGAGCAGCAUGGGGGCCCCCAAAAUGGGACCCUGAUCACUCAGACCCUGAGCCAAGCCAACCCCACUGCCAUCACUGCAGAAGAAUACUUCAACCCCAACUUUGAGCUUGGCAACCGGGACAUGGGCCGCCCCAUGGAACUGACCACCAAGACACAGAAGUUCAAGGCCAAGCUGUGGCUGUGUGAGGAGCAUCCCCUGUCCCUGUGUGAGCAGGUGGCCCCCAUCAUUGACCUCAUGGCAGUCAGCAACGCGCUCUUUGCCAAGCUCCGGGACUUCAUCACCCUGCGCCUGCCUCCAGGCUUCCCCGUCAAGAUUGAAAUUCCGAUCUUCCACAUCCUCAAUGCGCGCAUCACCUUCGGGAACCUCAAUGGCUGCGACGAGCCGGUGCCAUCCGUGCGAGGUAGCCCCAGUAGUGAGACUCCUUCCCCAGGCAGCGACUCCUCCAGCGUCAGCAGCUCCAGUUCUACAACCUCGUGCCGCGGCUGCGAGAUCUCCCCGACCUUGUUCGAGGCCCCACGAGGCUACAGCGUGCUGGGCGGCCAGCGGGAGGCGGCGACUCGCGAGGAAGAUGACGACCUGCUACAGUUCGCCAUCCAGCAGAGCCUGCUUGAGGCAGGCAGUGAGUAUGACCAGGUCACCAUCUGGGAGGCGCUAACCAACAGCAAACCAGGCACUCACCCCAUGUCUUGCGAGGGUCGCCGACAGGACAGGAGCGCCCCGCCUACGCCGCAGCGCCAGAACGCGCCCCCCGCGCGGGUGCCCAGCCCUCGGCCCAGUCCCGGCCCUGGCUCUGGCGGCCACGUGUUCCGGAGCUACAACGAGCAGCUGCGGCUGGCCAUGGAGCUGUCGGCUCAGGAGCAAGAGGAGCGGCGCCGGCGCGCGCGCCAGGAGGAGGAGGAACUGGAGCGCAUCCUGAGACUCUCGCUGACCGAGCAGUAGCGCCCCUGACGGGCCCUCACCCACUCCAUCCCUGCCGGAACCUGGGACCCCAGCGAGACAAACUGGACCUCUCGCCUGCAGAGCUGCUGCGGCUGGAGUCUGGAGUCGCUGCCUGGGGCGUGCAGCAGUACACCAGGCACGAGGUGGAGAGGGGCUCGACAUGGGGCCCAGAGUAACUUUCCAGGACAGAGCCCUGGAGGUGACUGACACGGCCUGGUACCCCUGCUUUGCUGUAUCCUGACUCCUAAUCUGCUCCUCUGGGCUCCCAUAGGUCCAAGGGCGAGCUAGAUGGUUCUGAAGGGAAGAGGAAUCCUCAGAGGAGCAUUGUCCCCAUCCUUGCUCCUUCUGGCCAGUCUUCCUUUCUGCUCAUUGACCCCACUCCAGGACACUACCCUUGAAGCCUUUGCAUCUCUGCUCUUCACCCCUGGGGGGCAGCUGAGUUCCCCACGUGCUGUGUUGCUGCUUUGUCCCAGACACAAACCAGCACGUCAAGGGCCCAGCCCCUCCCCACCCCGGCAUUUCAGCAUCGUCAAGUGCACUUAGCGGGGUGCCUGGCUCCCCCAGCCCUCACACCCAUCCUGGGUCUCAGGUUGGUCCGAGCUUCUCCUUGGGCAGCCAGAAGUUGAAAUACCCACCCCUAAGGCACAGUUUUGUGAUCAGGGAGUGGAUCCAAGGUGGCCCCUUGGCCCCCCCGGAAAGGCCUGACUCCCUCCUGGUGCCUUGGAGAAUGGGGGGCAUAUUCGGCUAUGAGGGGGGCGUGGCGCCAAGCACUAGACCCGACACAAAACCGGAUACAAAGGAUCACUUAGGGCCCUGGCACUACCACCCACCCCUUCCUACCAGCUGCUGCUAGCCCUCUGUGGUUGUGCAUCCCUCUUGGCCCCACUCAGGGGCUAAAACCCUUCAUCCAAUGGUGCUAACCCCCGGCUCUCCCCUACCCUGCCUCACCCACCCAGAGAAGCACAGGCCCCUCCAAGGGCAGGGGCCCCAGCCCACUGCACAUCCUUGUCCCGGGCCUCUCAGAAUGGCCUUCAUGGCUUAGACAGUGAGGCUCAGAAGGGACACAAAAAGGGGACAGAAGAAAAGAGCAACAAAGGGAAACUGCUCCUCCCACUUCCUUCCCUGAUGCCAGGGGCACCAGACUGAUUCUGAGGCACAAAUAAAGAGGCUUCAAACUGGA
Messenger RNA from Heterocephalus glaber (naked mole-rat), 3132 nucleotides. RefSeq names its product ankyrin repeat domain 13B (gene Ankrd13b). Gene Ontology annotation, cellular component: cytoplasm. The record is from RefSeq and is a predicted model, not a curated record. Lineage: Eukaryota; Metazoa; Chordata; Mammalia; Rodentia; Bathyergidae. Gene Ontology annotation, molecular function: protein binding.